AUGCAAGACAUCGCCCACCAUGCGGCGGACGUCCUGAGGUACGGGGCGCAGGCGCUGGGGGCCACUGUCGUGGCGCGGGCCGCCGCGCCGAGCUGCGGAGCCUGCUCGCCGCACCUGGCCUGCCCUGCGCCUCCGACCCUCUCCUGCCCCGCCUGCGUCUGCGCUGGCGCGGGCGGGCACGUGGUCGAGCCCUCGUGUCUGGGCCUCGUCACGGCCUACUCGGUGGCCGCGCUGACCAUCGGCCUCGCUUUCGGGGCCGUGGGAGGCGCCUGGGCGGCGCGGCGGCUUCUCGGACCGACGCCCCGCCAGCCGCCCGCCGUGGUGGAGUUCGUGGACGGCAGUGACAUCGCCGCCCUCGCGGCUCAGCAGGUUC
Prorocentrum cordatum is the source of this 373-nucleotide messenger RNA. The record is from the annotation of a GenBank genome assembly. Lineage: Eukaryota; Dinophyceae; Prorocentrales; Prorocentraceae.